AUUUGACCAUUUUACUUUCCUGAUGGAAGACUCAUUAGCUCACCAGGGCUUAUAGCUGCCUUGCUGAGACAUACUGUGUGUAAGGAUAGGUUUGGAGAUACAUCCUAAAUAAGUUGAUAUUAAAAAUUGACAUUUGUCAAUAACUUACUUUUCAGAAAAAUAAAUCAGAUUGGUUUCAAGGUCGUCACUCACGUCACGUGCCUGCCAAAAUGUUUGCUUGGUUGUAGAGAAAAAGGUGGACCUGCAGCUAGAGGGGUGGACUUGCGCAUCACCCGGAGCCCACCUGAUCUCCUAGCCCAAGGGAGCAUGUCCUGAAGGUGAGUUUCGCUAUCUUAGAGCAGCUGCAGAAAUAAGACUGAGAUUGUGGACUGCAGAGUCCAAACUCCUGAAUAUGACGACAGGGACCUGCACGAUCAGGUGGCACCUGUUCCCCUGUCCCCGCCACCAUGUAUCCACAGCAGCCACUGGAAUUCCUCUGAAGCAUCCUGCUCCCUCACUGCCACUGCCUCUGCCUUUCCUCUCUCUCCCUGGAAUUCUCUCCCACCCAAUUCCGGACUAGCAAACCUGCCUGAAACAACUUUCAGCUGAAGAGUAGUCCAGAGUAACAAUGGUGACGGUCAGAACACCCGGCCGAGAAGUGCUCAGCGCUGACUGGGGCCGCGCCGUCCCGAUACGGAGGCGAGGGUCGAACGCCAGGACGUCCCCGCUCCCUCCCCAAACGUGGCGGGGAAGCGCGCGGCGGGUCCCCUGGGCAGAAGCCCCCAGCCGUCCCGGUUUCCGGCCCAGGCGAGGCUCCCGGCCUCAGGGCCGCCCGCCUGGGCCGCGCUCGCACAACUUCGGCCUGAGGCCCCGGGAGCCGCCAGUCCUCAGUGCCUGCGGCAGGACAAAGACCGGCAUGCAGCGUCAAGACACCGUCCGGGCCGCAGGACAGUGUGUGAACAAAGAGGUUCAAGGGCGGCACCCGCCCGACGCCACCGUGCAGCUACCUGACUGCGCGACCCGAGGUCCGCCAGCAGCAGUUGCUGUGGCAACAGGCCGCGGCGUCUCACUCCGCGGGCGCCUGCGCGCCGCGUCCGCUGUCUGCGCCUGCGCGCCUCUCUCCCCGCCCCACCCACGAGGGGGGCGCUCCUCACUCUCGCAACGGUCACGCAGACCCAGCCUCUGCGAACCCGGCCACGUCUCGAGCGGAAGCGCCUUGAGCGGAAGCGGAAGUGAACGAGGCGGCUGUGGCGGUGCCUGAGGCGGCUGGGCCUAGGGUGCAGCGGGCGCGUCUCCGGCUGGUGUUGGAGCAUCUCUAGAUCCUUUCCUGGAGUUCAGUUAUGGGUGUGAGAGGUUUGCAAGGAUUUGUGGGAAGUACCUGCCCACAUAUAUGUACAGUAGUAAAUUUCAAAGAACUGGCAGAGCACCACCGAAGCAAGUAUCCUGGAUGUACCCCUACCAUUGUGGUUGAUGCCAUGUGUUGUCUCAGAUAUUGGUAUACUCCAGAAUCGUGGAUCUGCGGUGGCCAGUGGCGAGAAUACUUUUCUGCUUUGCGAGAUUUUGUUAAAACUUUUACGGCAGCUGGGAUCAAGUUGAUAUUCUUCUUUGAUGGCAUGGUGGAGCAGGAUAAGAGAGAUGAAUGGGUGAAACGAAGGCUCAAGAACAACAGGGAGAUAUCCAGGAUUUUUCAUUACAUCAAGUCACACAAGGAGCAGCCAGGCAGAAAUAUGUUCUUCAUCCCCUCAGGGCUAGCUGUGUUUACACGAUUUGCUCUAAAGACACUGGGCCAGGAAACUUUGUGUUCCUUGCAGGAAGCAGAUUAUGAGGUAGCUUCCUAUGGCCUCCAGCAUAACUGUCUCGGGAUUCUGGGGGAAGACACUGACUACCUAAUCUAUGACACUUGUCCCUACUUUUCAAUUAGCGAGCUCUGCCUAGAGAGCCUGGACACCGUCAUGCUCUGCAGAGAGAAGCUCUGUGAGAGUCUGGGCCUCUGUGUGGCCGACCUUCCUCUUCUGGCCUGCCUCCUUGGCAACGACAUAAUCCCAGAGGGCAUGUUUGAAAGCUUUAGGUACAAAUGCUUAUCAUCCUACACCUCUGUAAAAGAGAACUUUGACAAAAAAGGUAACAUCAUAUUAGCUGUGUCAGACCACAUAUCGAAAGUUCUUCACUUGUAUCAAGGUGAGAAAAAAUUAGAAGAGAUAUUACCUCUGGGACCAAACAAAGCUCUUUUUUAUAAAGGAAUGGCAUCAUAUCUUUUACCAGGACAAAAAUCUCCAUGGUUUUUCCAAAAACCCAAAGGUGUAAUAACUUUGGACAAACAAGUAAUAUCCACGAGUUCAGACGCCAAAUCCAGGGAAGAAGUUCCCAUGUGUUCAGAUGCUGAAUCCAGGCAAGAAGUUCCCAUGUGUACAGGCCCUGAAUCCAGGCAAGAAGUUCCCAUGUGUACAGGCCCUGAAUCCAGGCGAGAAGUUCCCAUGUAUACAGAUUCUGAACCCAGGCAAGAAGUUCCCAUGUGUUCAGAUCCUGAAUCCAGGCAAGAAGUUCCCAUGUGUACAGGCCCUGAAUCCAGGCAAGAAGUUCCCAUGUGUUCACAUCCUGAACCCAGGCAAGAAGUUCCCAUGUGUACAGGCCCUGAAGCCAGGCAAGAAGUUCCCAUGUAUACAGGCCCUGAAUCCAGGCAAGAAGUUUUAAUAUGGACAGACCCUGAAUCUAGGCAAGAAAUUAUGUGUACAGGCCAUGAAUCCAAACAGGAAGUUCCCAUAUGUACAGAUCCUAUAUCCAAGCAAGAAGACUCCAUGUGUACACACCCUGAAAUCAAUCAAAAAUUACCUGUAGCAACAGAUUUUGAAUUUAAGCUAGAAGCUCUCAUGUGUACAAACCCUGAAGUUAAACAAGAAGACCCCACAAAUGUGGGGCCUGAAGUAAAGCAACAAGUAACCAUGGUUUCAGACACUGAAAUCUUAAAGGUUGCUAGAACACAUCACGUCCAAGCAGAAAGCUACCUGGUGUACAACAUCAUGAGCAGUGGAGAGAUUGAAUGCAGCAACACCCUAGAAGAUGAGCUUGACCAGGCCUUACCCAGCCAGGCCUUCAUUUACCGUCCCAUUCGACAGCGGGUCUACUCACUCUUACUGGAGGACUGUCAAGAUGUCACCAGCACCUGCCUAGCUGUCAAGGAGUGGUUUGUGUAUCCUGGGAACCCACUGAGGCACCCGGACCUCGUCAGGCCGCUGCAGAUGACCAUUCCAGGGGGAACGCCUAGUUUGAAAAUAUUAUGGCUGAACCAAGAGCCAGAAAUACAGGUUCGGCGCUUGGACACACUCCUAGCCUGUUUCAAUCUUUCCUCCUCAAGAGAAGAGCUGCAGGCUGUCGAAAGCCCGUUUCAAGCUUUGUGCUGCCUCUUGAUCUACCUCUUUGUCCAGGUGGACACGCUUUGCCUGGAGGAUUUGCAUGCUUUUAUUGCGCAGGCCUUGUGCCUCCAAGGAAAAUCCACCUCGCAGCUUGUAAAUCUACAGCCUGAUUACAUCAACCCCAGAGCCGUGCAGCUGGGCUCCCUUCUCGUCCGCGGCCUCACCACUCUGGUUUUAGUCAACAGCGCGUGUGGCUUCCCCUGGAAGACGAGUGAUUUCAUGCCCUGGAAUGUAUUUGAUGGGAAGCUUUUUCAUCAGAAGUACUUGCAAUCUGAAAAGGGUUAUGCUGUGGAGGUUCUUUUAGAACAAAAUAGAUCUCGGCUCACCAAAUUCCACAACCUGAAGGCAGUCGUCUGCAAGGCCUGCAUGAAGGAGAACAGACGCAUCACUGGCCGAGCCCACUGGGGCUCACACCACGCAGGGAGGUGGGGAAGACAGGGCUCCAGCUACCACAGGAUGGGCUCUGGGUAUAGCCGUUCCAGUCAGGGACAGCCGUGGAGAGACCAGGGACCAGGUAAGAAGGCCAGUGGUCACUCUGCUGGGCCAUCUGCAUGGCACUGCCUCUCACCUUGUGCUUUUGCUGAUAACUGCCUUCCUCUGUUUCAGAAAGGUUGUAUAGUUCCAGUAAAUAAACAGAUAAAUAUACCAAUGCAUCUAAUUUUUAUCAUUUAGUGAAAUAAAGACAAAUAAUUUCCAUGCUUGAUCUAGCCCUGUCUGCAUCUGGCCACUUUAUUCAUUUUCUAUCAGUUCAUUCUGCUCAAGAUCCAGUUUUUGUAAUUUACUUGCUAGAAGGUACUUGUAAAGUUUACAUGUGGAAGAUCCAUUGUUCUCAUGAAAAAAGGACAGGUUAUAGUGUUUCACCAAUAGCUGCAUUCAGGUAAUAGGAUUCUGAUAUUUUCCGUGACGUGGAUUACAGUGUGAGGUAGGAAUAGCCCCAACCCUUUGUUUUUUACGUAUGUUGUACAGAUACUGUUUUAAUGCAUGUAUCGUGCUGAAUUUAAAUACAUCGAGAACUUCACAUCAGUAUUUGAGCUCAAAUUCCCUAUAGUUUUGAGAGCCAAACUUUAUAAACUUUGAAAUUACCUAAUAUUUAUCAUUUAAUCCCUUAAAAUCCAAAUCAGCCUUUGAUGUAUGAUAUCUGUGACUUUCGCAACGUCUAAAAUGUGUAGAGACUUCACAAGCUGCUCAAAUUAUUCCCUAAAACACAGCAAGUCUUCAGUGUGAAUCCAGUUGACCUUUGGGGUCUGUCUCGGGUGCAGUCUGCAUGGAGGCUGCAGGGCCGCACGUCUGUUGAGUACCGUGUCCUUUCCUCUUGGGUCUGUACAGUCAGCAAACAUUGCGAGUCCACUGUAUUGCUGAGUGUAGAUGAGAAUUGAUGGUGAAUGUUUUUGAAAUGCCCAUCCUUGAGAGAGAGCUCCAUGAAUUUAAUACCUGUCCUUGAGAGAGCUCCAGGAAUUUAGAUUUACAUUUGCUUGAGAUGUUUCCUUGAAUGAGCUUAACCUGCAGAAACUCGACCCCACCGAGUCGUGCAGUCACUGUCAUGUGGAGCUUCCAGAUGGCCCCACUGAACACGUGCAGUCCAUCCUUUCAUCGUCUCUACUACAGUGUAAACAUAAGGGUCACUUCCACUUUGUCACUAACUAAAUCAUCCGGGUAUUUAUACCAGUGCAGUGCAACUGAGAUCUGGGCAAAAGACCUUCCAUUUGUGCAAGGAUAUUUGAGAUUGCUUUUAACUUAGAAGGUGCUGCAGUUGAUUGGAGUAAACCACAAACAGGGAACCCAAAAACAAUGGGAGGGGUUCUGUAAACUUACGUAGACUCAGACUGAAGCCUGGUGCUUUGGGCCAUUGCCGCUGCCCUAGGCGACUCUGGCCUUGGGGUGCAGUCCUGUGCGAUGCACAUGCUGUGGCUUUCCAGUUAGCUUCUCCACCCUGGUUAAGAGUCUGCUUUCAGGUCAGAGACUGCAGCCCUGAGGUCGUGUGUGUGUAGAGAGCUCAAUGCCUGUCCUGGGGGCUCCCCGUGGGCUGGGGGCCUACAGCCCUGACCUGGCGGAUCUGUCUGCAGCUGGCCGUGCACAUUAGGGCUGCUUGGGAAGGGUGCAGGGUCUGGGCUUCUGAGUCUUUGGGAUGAGAGGCCUUCCUCACAUGAGCCAUGGUGAGGGUGCUCCCAGGAGGAAGGUGAGCGUGUGCAGAGCACUUAGGUCCAAAUGGGUGGGUAGAGCUUAUGCUCUCCUUCCAUCCCUCCCUCACUCUCUCUGCUGCUUGAAAUAGCAAAUCUGAGAUCUCCUUGACAAGGUGAUAUUUAAGCAAAGGCCUGAUGAGAGGGUGGGAGCUGAUGCCAGAUGCCUGUGGGCCAGAUUUGGGGGCAGAGGGGCCAGUCGGAGCUGUCACGAGGUCAGGUGGGCUAGACUUGGAGGGCCCUGCAGCUCUGUGUGAAUCUGGAGUCCACCCCGACCGAGAAGCUUGACCCGGGUGAUUGCAGCAGGUGGUGAGACCUCAUUGACCACAUCCCGCAGAAAUGCUCAAGGUCUGUGGACCGACCACAUCCAGCUGAUGAUGGCACACAGCUUGGUCUAGAUCUAGGGUUUAGUAAUGUCGGAAAUAUUGGUGUUGACUGGUGUGGAGUAAAGCUACUGGGUGAAGCGGGCAUCCCAGCCUCAUCCAUCCACACCUUCCCACCCUGGAGAUCCGUGACCAGCCUGGCCGUAAAUGCCAGGCCAACCUUGAUGACAUGAAAGGUGUUGGCCCCUCUAGGUGAGGAUUCAGCAGAACCCACCUGACCCAGUAAGGCAGGCUGGCAGGGGAGGGAAGAGCCACAGCCUCUAUUUCGGGCAGACUGACUGGGUAGGGCGUGCUGUCGUGUCCCCUACUCCUGGCCUCGUGGUAAGAAAGGAGACCUUCUGCUUACCCUCUUUGGCUUGGGGUUGCCCCGUUUCUUCCCCCUGGGCCUCAGGAAGGUGGAGGGGGGAUAGUCAAGAGAGUCCACAGUCCAGAUGGGAGGAUGGGAAAGAGGCUACGGGUUCUGCAGACAGGUGUGCCUGCCUGUCACAGAGGAAACUAUAAAGAGUGUGCCAUCAGGCCUCCCACUGAUGGGACGCAUUGCCACAGGCAACGCACUGAACCCUUUCCAUCGGGCAUCUGGCCUGGAUAACCUUGAGUGUCCUUUCUAGCUCUGGAAUUCUGUGACUUUCUACUCUAUUUAUUGAAUGGUGGGUGAGACAUUAGUAAAGUGUAACUCUUAGGAGUCAAUAAGGAAGGUAGAACUAUGUCAUAACUCUUAGGAGUGAGUGGGAAAGGUAGAACUAUGUCAUAAGCCUUAGGAGUGAGUGGGGAAGGUAGAACUAUGUCAUGUACAGAUGUAUCAUCAGAACAUGCCCCGUCCUGCCCUGAUCUCAGAAGGCAGGUGGAGUGGGACCUGUUUGGUACUGACUCCUCUGGGAAUGGUAAGAGUCACAGGCUUUUCUUUAUUUCUUUCAUUUUCUUCCAGAGGUGGCCUGCUGUGGUAGCUUCAGACAGGCUGACUUUGUCUCAAGCCCUGGUUCUGCCCCUUCCCAGUGGCCUGCCCUUAGGGGAUCCCUGGACCACUGGGCUGCUCCCUGGCUUCUGAUCAGUGUGGCCUGACCAGCUGCAGGGACGGCGCUUCCACAGCACCAGCAUCCAGGCAGAGGGGAUCGUGGCCACUUCUUCCAAAACCAAGUUUUCCUUUCCUGGCAUUAAUUCUAACAUUUCUCUUAAUAUUUAUGUCAAACUAUUUUGUUAAAGAGUUUUUUCUGUUAAAAAUAAAGCAAUGUCCAUCCUACCUCAGUAUCGCUGUUCUUGCAGAAUGAAGUGAAGCAGGAACAUCACCAAAGCCUGCAGGUGUGGCCUGGCAGGAGCAGAGCCAUCUGCUUCUCCCAGGGCUCCCCCAGAGCAUGGCCCCCAGGUCAAGUGCCAGGAAGGAUGCCAUGCACAUUGGCUUCUUUCUUUCGUGUGACGACAGAGACUACAGGAGCAUCUUUAAACUAGACCAGAAGAACCCCCUUCCUUGGAUUGACAGGAAACAGCUUUCUUCCGAUUCUGUUAGCAGAGAACAGUGUCCAGAAAUUUCUCAUCCUCAUGCAAAUUAAAACAGCAGAAUGACUUUCCAUAGGCGGAACCGUAGCUAGUCAUCCUCAGCCCUGGGUCCCUGCCAGGGGAAAGUCUCACUCUUGGAACCCUGUGUGCCUCUGCAGCAGAUCCCUCGGCCGUCCAGUAACAGGAACCCCCCAGUCGCCCUGGUCUUGCCAGAAGUCCAGAGGCCACCAUGGUUUCCUCGUCCUGCCUGAUGCCAGCUCCUUGGGGCAGGCUGAGCUAAGCCUGAGGGAUCUCCAAGUGGCAUUCAGCAGCUGGUGUGUGGGUGAGGAGAGAGCCCUCAGAUGGACACAGGUUUGGGGGUGACAGGACAUGGGGGGCUGGCAGGAGACAGACAGAGGCAGUGUCCCAUCAGGACUGAGCUGGAGAGGGGGGCCGUCCAGAAGCUGGCAGAGAAGAGAGGCUCUGAGGACAGAAGCUGACAGGGCCAGGGAGCAGGGAGGGAGGGAGCAAAGGCCCGCUGUCCCCUGCAGGAGCCAGGACAGGCACCGCCAGUAUCUCCAGGAGUGCUUAUUUCUUACUCCUUUCUGCCUGUAAUAGUAUAAGCUACUGAUAGGAAGCAGAAAAUAUAUACAGGCUGAGUAUCCCAGCUCUGAGAUCCAGAAUGCUCCACAGUCCAGAAUUUUUACCCACCAACAGGACGCUCAAAGGAAAUGCUCCUUGAAGCAUUUUGGAAUUUCGGAUAUUCAGAUUAGGGUUGCUGAACCCCGGUAAGUAUAAUGCAGAUAUUCCAAAAUCUGAAAAAAAUCUGAAACCUGAACUACUUCUGGUUCCAAGCAUUUCAGAAAGGGGUUACUCAGCCUGUAGUAAACAACCCAGGGCUGCCUCCGCAGCCUGCAUCUGUGUGGCUUUGGACGCAUGAGUGGCCACAGGCCUCCCCAGGAGGCACUCCUCUCUCUUCCCCGAACAUGCCAUCCUCCCUCAGGACUCCCUGCGCCCUGGGCUCUGUGGGCCCCGCACCCUGCGUGUCCCACGCUUCAGUCCCUCAUCAUCUUUGCUGUGUUCCCACUGCUGAGGGUGCUGUGCACGUCCCAGGAUGGACCUAAGGAGGCAGGCUCAGCAGACGAAGGCCCCUGGUGUGUGCGCCCUCUUAAAUAUUAAAUAUUAAAUUUAGUCUUGCCUUAAUAUUUGCUUCCUGUAGAUUCCUGAAUCCCUGAGCUGGUCCACAAGGCUGUGGGGGUGGCAGAGGUUCUCCCUAGACUCUGCAUUUUGCCAAGCUUUCCAUAGCAUGCCCAGUUAAUUUGCUUUUAAAUCUAGUACGCACAUCUGUAAGUACCACUUUAGCACAAGUUUCAUUUCUGACAUACAUUUCUUUAGGAUGUCAUUGACAAAUAUAAAUAAAAAGCCAAGUAACCAAAGUGAAUUAGUAGCUCUUCCUGACCCAGAAAGGAGCACGGAGGAGAUGUGAGGAGUGGGCACAGGAGAAGUGUGGGCACGCUGGCCCUGCUGAGUGAAGCACGCGUGACCAGGAGAGCAGCUCCACACCUGUCUCUGUCGCCUCGUUCCUAAGUCACUGUUAAGUGAAGUGGGCUCUCCCAGGCUCUGCAGAGCCCACAGCCCUCCAGAAAAAGGAGGAGACAGUUGGGCUACAUGGCGUGAACUCCAGGUGUAGGGUUCCCUUCUCACCACCUACAAGACCACUUUGAAUUUCAGGAAUGAUUUGGAACUCGAAGGAAUGUUUGUCAGUCUGGGUGCAGGGCCUAAGGAAGCAUGUUUUACCACUUCUGUUCUGGUCACUUAGAAACAAUAAAACCGUAAUGACCUCAGCAGCUGGAGCCUAACACCACUUCAAGGCUGUGCCCUAGUUUCAUAAUAGGUCUUUGAAGAAGAUCCCUGCUUUAUUGGAGUAGAUCAUAACAGUAACACAGAAAUCAAAGAGUGGUGAUGCGUGUGGGUUUGGGGCCAGAAAGUAGCUCUGGGAGACUCUUAGGUUAAAGGCAAAAUUGAGAUGUUAAAAUGCUGAGUUUGUGUCAGAUUUAAGAGUUUAGGAAUGAGAGUGGGAGAAACUAAGCCGUUCUUGCAAGACAGAAGCAAGGAUGCUAUAUUUCAUUUGCAUUCUGCCUUCCAUGCGGAAGUAGUUACAAAAGUGAUAUUAGUGGUGCCUGUGUGUAUUCUAAUUUCAGAGAUUCCAGUAUAAAGUGUAUGUUAAACACACAUGCACACACACUGCUCUCAUCAGGACUGGAUCUGCUUUUCAGACCAAGUAAUCCACCUUUUCAGUUGUAAUUACUGUGAGGGAGUUUGGGGCAGCACAUUUCUCCUGGGUUUUGCCUACCUUCAGCUCCUCUUUUGGUAUUUCUUGAAGAUAUUAAAGUAGUUCAAGUAGAAAGUUGUCACUAUUUCCAGGGCAAUUGAUAGGUAAAAUUUCUUGUGUUAGUAAAAAAACUAAAAAUGCCUCUUCAUGAAAGUAUUCAGUCACUGCCAAAAGUUGUCAAGUUUCUGGAGCCUGAGUGUGUGGACAGGUAGGGGGUCCUGGGGAGCCUGGCCUGAACUCUCUGGUCCACUUCAAAGGCCUCAGAGCUCAGUGCAGGCAGCUGCCCCGAGAACAAAGGCUGCUCAAGUGAGAAGGCUUUAACCUCUUCCUUGCUGUUGCUCAGCCCCGCUGGAAAGAGAUGACGUGUUAAAUUCCACAGUCCAUAGCUGCAAUUUGCCUGUGAUUUUCCAGAUUGUCACUUCUCUGUGGUGAUUCUGUAGGAGGCCUGCCAUAAAACUGCUGUGAUCAUCUGUGGUAACAAGGGUGCGGGCAGAGGUAACAAGGGUCUGGAAACCUCACUUUGGCUGUAACCCUCUCCUUUCACACCUUCUGCCGGAGCCCACACUUUUGGGGGAGGGGAGAGACCCAGGCUGCCCACGGCAGGAGUGGGUCAGAGGAGAGCAUGGAGACCAUCCCCAGUCACGGCAAGUGAAGGCUCUUGCCGUCAUACACCAGAAGAUAACUCAGAGCAGGGAACUCUGGAAGAAAAGUGUUAUUUUUAAAAUGUGAAAAACUGUCACCGUUUUUGCUACUAGUAGGGAGGUUCUGCCCCGAGUCUCUUCCCAACGUUCCCUGUCUAUCAGAAAGGCAGACAGUAGCCACCCAGGCUGGGCCAGCCGCAGAAAGAGCUGCACGUGGGCUUUUCUGUGUUGGCAGAAUGUCCAUGGUGAGCCAUCUGCAUGUGAAUUUCCAUUUCCAAAAGUCAUCAGCAAUAGUAAAUGCCUAGAAAUCACGCAGAUGGAUGGAGCUGGUGUGAAGAGGAACAACUUUGACAUUGUUUCCUUCCACGAACCUCUUAAUUAAUUGCUUCCACUUUAAUGGAAUAAUUAUGGAACACAGUUUUAAUGGCAUGUGGCCACAACUGUAAAGAGGAUAAAGCUGUGUCCUCCAAAUACAGCUCAGCAUCUUUGUUCGUACUUAGAAAUGUGCAGCAUUCUUGUUUGUAUAUUGAGAGAGAUUUAAUUCUUACUUUGGUUUUCAUGUCUGUUUA
Messenger RNA from Gorilla gorilla gorilla (western lowland gorilla), 10961 nucleotides. RefSeq names its product family with sequence similarity 120 member B (gene FAM120B). The transcript is spliced from 9 exons. Gene Ontology annotation, biological process: peroxisome proliferator activated receptor signaling pathway; fat cell differentiation. Lineage: Eukaryota; Metazoa; Chordata; Mammalia; Primates; Hominidae. Gene Ontology annotation, cellular component: nucleus. The record is from RefSeq and is a predicted model, not a curated record. The coding region runs from base 1320 to 4061 and encodes 913 amino acids.